UUAAGAUGAAAUUUAGGGGACGUACAAACGAGUGGACUGACUUUUUAUUGUCGGUUUACAAAUACGUUUCUGGUUUGUUUUUAUAAUAGGAUGUGGUUUGUGUAAUACAGCAUGUGUGGCUCUUCCUGACUUUGUGGAGUGUUUGGCAGAACUAAGAGAAAUUUGCACCUAAAUUUCUGUACAGAAUUUUUAUUUGGAGCUGAGACUAUUUGGGACACACAGAGGGUUGAUCGGUGAAGUAUAUUGAAAAUUUUGCAGAUCGAAGACAGAAAAGGAUGUCUAAUAAUAUGAGGCAUUCACGAAGUCGUGAUAAUAACCCAUGUUUACAGGUAGACACCAUCCUAACAUACACAUAUGCCCAGGCUUGGGUGCUCUACAUACUACCACUCUUUAAAAUGGGCCAUUUUUUCAUGCAGGAAUCUGAAGCUUCAAGGAAGUGCAUGGAUGAAAACCUCUACAACAGAGAUGCCUGUUCCUAUUAUUUUUUAAAGUACAAAAAAUGUAGAAAGUUUUGGCAUGAAAUAAUGAUACAAAGAAGAGUAGAUGGAGUUAAUCCUAAUAUGCCUCCAGCAGAAGAACGGAAAAGAAUUCUAGAGUCAUUAGAAAGUAUGCCUUACUGAUAUGAUGCAUCUUAAUGCCAUACUGAGCAAUCCCAUUCUAGUAAUGUUUGUCAGGAUGGAAUAUAGACUGUUUAUGGCUGAAUGUCCAAAAACUGAUAGCCAAGAAGACUGCUGACUGAUAAUGUAUUGUUAAAGCAGAUGUGUGACUAUAAAUGAAAGUGCAUUAUGUAUUUACAUCUGUUCUGGUGUGCCUUGGAAUGAUUUCAUUUCGAAUCUGUAACUAAAUAUUUGCUUGCCUUCUAUUUUAAAUAAAAUGGCAGCAAUAACUGGUGAGUAAAACUUUGCAGUGGGAAGUACUUCACCAGCUACACUACCUACAUGAAGUUUUUUAAUUAGUAGUUAAUGUAGAAAAGUAUGUAUAAUUAGAUGACACUAUCUCCAACAUUCCCCAUUUAAUCCAUCAAGAUCCUAAAACUGUUCAGUAAUCUGCUGCUCUACUACCAUGCACCUCUUUGGUGCUUUAAUAAAGAUGUCACCUGUGGCAUCAUGUAUGACAGUUAAAUAAAUUGUAUGUUCAUAUCCUGAGUCCCUUCAUCUAGUUUCAUUGCAUUAUCUUUGAUUAUGGUAAUCUUUCUUUUGAGCAAAGUGUAUCUAAGACAAAUGGCAUAUGUACAGAUCUUUUUGUGAAAUGUAUUAUGGCUGGCUGUAAGAUAUAAGAACAAUCCCAUGCAUAGUCCAGUUGGUGGAAAAUAUCAACAGCAGGAUUAAUUGCGGAACACAAAUUCUGACCUGCCAUUUACAGAAGCAGAUGGUCUAUUUAUAUUCACAGAGCCUUCUCCUUUUCCUUUUUAGUGGACCAAUUGGACAGCUAGAAAAAUGUUACUUAUAAAACAAUACAGUGUUAAUUAAAAUACUGAAAUGUAGCUUUACUAUACUGUUCACUGGACGUUCUUGUUUUUGGUGUGCAUAAUCAAAGAAUCAUUAAAGCCAUAUCUAAUUCCUUUGUAUAGUCA
This is a messenger RNA of Protopterus annectens (West African lungfish), 1573 nucleotides long. RefSeq names its product coiled-coil-helix-coiled-coil-helix domain containing 7 (gene CHCHD7). The transcript has 5 exons. Lineage: Eukaryota; Metazoa; Chordata; Ceratodontiformes; Protopteridae. The coding region runs from base 276 to 620 and encodes 114 amino acids. The record is from RefSeq and is a predicted model, not a curated record.